UUUGUCGUACGACAAAUGUAAUAUCGGCCUAAGGGUAAUUCAAGAGAAGUAAGAGAAAUUUUGUCUCUUACUAAACCAGAUGAAGAAACUGAAAUUGAUAAUAAAUCGGAAACAAAAACAAACGACAAGAUUGGUCUAAUAUUCCAAUAGUUUUGCUCAAAGAUGUAAAUGUACACGCGAUGCAACAAUCGGAGGAAUUUCUUGAUGAGAAUAAUCUACAAAGGCAAAAGACGAAAGAUGAACUGAAAGCGAUGUCCCUUUCAAUUGAUGAUAUUAGAACAUCGUGGCGACCAAGCAGUGAUAUCAAUUAUGUCGAAUUGAACAACAAGUUGAAAUCUAUUUUAGAGAUAAUUCAAGACCAGUGCCAAGAGAUAAAGGAAUUGCGUUGUGUGGCAAAGGUUUCUGUGGAAGAUGUUGUCCACGUGUUUAAAAAUUUUGCUACACACUUUACCACAAAUGAUCUUUCGUACUCGUCGAAAGUGUGGAUAGAUAUGAGUAUAGAACUGAAUGGCAAGUGGACUGCACAUGAUGUCUACAUAGCUGUUCGAGAAGAUCGACGAGGUAUUGUUACUAAAGCAAGAGACGAAUUAGGAAUCGUUGUUAGUAAUAGCACAAGCAAGGGUGUUCGUGAUACCGAAUACAUUGAUAACUCAAAUUCUGUCAAUGAUUCUGCAAUCAGUGAUGGAACAGAUGGAACAGACUCAGCGGACUUCAACAACAAUACAUGUUUGGCACCAUUGUUGGAAUUUGAUUUGAUUCUGGCAGAAGAAGAAUGGGAUGCAAUGAAGCCGAAUGCUACAGUUCAGUAUGGGAGACGAAAAAAAUAUAUUUUAACUAAAGGUGUAUGGACAGACAUCAUAAGCAUUGCUUUAUGGCAACAACAUAUUUCUCUGUGCCUUUGUAUUCAAGAGAGCGAAUGUACAUUUGACAGUGGAUGAAAACUUGUAUAGUUUGAAAAUACAAGGAUCAUGCAAAAGCAAAAUAUGUGGUAACAAAAUCGAUGGAUAUGGCGAAAAACACAUCGAUGAUAAUGAUUUGCAUCUUUGAGUCAAAACUUGUGAUAUGCUUCUUCUUCUUCUUCUUUCUUUUAUGGCUGGUUGGGCAUUAGUCGCCCAUACACCAUUGUUUCUUAUGGGUUUGUAGAAUAUAAGCAAAACUCCUCUAAGAGAGGAGGGAGUCCAAAAAAAGGUCCAGACAAAGGACAUACGCAGCACGCAAAAACACAUCCGAACCCGACACGUUGUCAGUCGGAACUUUACUUGUGAUAUGCGAAAUAUCUUCCAUGAAACAUAUUAUACAUGAAGGAUGAUAAUAUUGUCCAUUUCUUUAUAUCCAAUGAUGCAGUCUUAAGAAAUCAUCUAGUAAAAUCAUCCGUUACAUUACAAUUCACUUGGACCCUGAUUAAUACCGGACUCGCAGAAGAGAUUUAUCUAAAGAGAGCAGUGCUUUAGAAACAUUUGAGGUAUCCCUGCAUUUCUGAAAUACAUACGACCAAUCGAAUACUAUUGUCUUCCAUGAAUGCCUUAGACAGUAUCAUAAAUGUUGUGAAAAGAACCCUUGAUUCAUAUCCUAGUGUAUAUGUCACUGAAAAUUGUUCUGGAUGAAUUGGUCAAUCUUAUUCAAUGCUGUAUCUAGAUCCGAAUCAUAAAAAAAUUGAAAAGAAAGGUUUUGGGACUUUGGAAGAAGCAAUAAAUUUCCGGCCAUAUAUCUACAAUGUGUAAUGUCAAAAGUGCAAAGGGACAUUACUAUUACAGAAGAAGUUAAAUUUCCACAUUUUUAUUGAUUUGGAUAUUCAUCCAUGUAUACGCUUGGGCAUUGCUAAGAACAGACUGGAAUGUAAAUUGACACAGUUAUUGACAACCAUCAGACUCCAAGUCGAGGAAGAAUCAUAGGUUACAUACAGGUCUCGCUGUAAACUUCAGUCUACAUUAUGCUGUGAGUUAUAAAUCAUGUAUUUCUGAGAGAAAAAUAGACAAGAUAAAAGCAGCGUUGCAACAGAUGGAUGGCCCAACUCUCAUGGCGGCGAUUACGAGCGGAGCUGCCGGCGCUUUAAUAUUAUUUUGUCAUGUAUUGACCUACAUACAAAUUGGUGUAUUUUCAUUACUCGUGAUGGGCAUUAGUUGGAUAUACGUCACACUGUUUUCGUGUUUGAUGUUAGCGGUUAUAGGACUAUCUUCAUGCUUCGCUCAGUUUCCAAUAUUCCAGAUUAACAAUGUUAUUGAUCUGUUUUCAUAAAUAUGAUGAUGAUAACGUGGUUGAAGCCGACAAGGAUAACAAUCGAGCGAGAGAAGCUUAUAAUGGACUGCUAUCGGAAUCGACCUAAGUACAUCCAGCACUAUAUGUCAAUUCCAUUGCAGAAUUGGAAACUCUUGCGCCAAGACCUCCAUCACCACCAGUGUAAAACAACUAUCCGUAUAUAUUAUCUUGUACGUAGGUGUGACAUCAUAUAAUUAAUGUGACUUGGCUGUGUUCAAAUAGCUUUAAGGUUAUUAUUCAGACACAUAUGGUCUAUCAUUCAUCUACAUAUAUAUACAAUGCACAUAGAUGCAUGUAUAUCAACACACAUACACACAUAUGUAUAUACAUAUAUACAAUUUUAUAAUAUAAAGCUUCAUAUAUAUAUUAGUAAUAUAAAUGUAUGUAUGUAUACAUAUACAUUAUUUAUUAACUAUGAAAGUAAAUUUUAACUUGAACUGUGAUAAGUAUAUUAACAUCUUUUUUAUACUCUAUAAGUUUUAGUUGUAAUUUGUAAGAAUGUCAUAUUAUAUAAUAUAUAUGGAUAUAAAUCUAAUGUGUGUCACACAAAUAAUAUAUGGAUUUUGAAUCUCGAUAAUAGUCGAUAUGGUCAUUGAUCAAAUAUAUUUAUGAACAUUGUCAGUAUUAUAUGAUAAUUAACAAUACAAAUAUGUAAAGAUAAUAGAGUAAAUGUAAAGAUAUUACUUUCUAUUUUAGAUAUUUGCCAAUUAUUUGUCACAUAUAUUAAUUUAUAUAAAAAUAAUAAUAAUAAAAAUACAUUUGUACG
Formica exsecta is the source of this 3022-nucleotide messenger RNA. RefSeq lists its product as uncharacterized. The transcript has 3 exons. The record is from RefSeq and is a predicted model, not a curated record. Lineage: Eukaryota; Metazoa; Arthropoda; Insecta; Hymenoptera; Formicidae. The coding region runs from base 180 to 938 and encodes 252 amino acids.